AUGGCUGAUGCCCAAGAAACAAAACUUAAAUAUCGUCGAGGAACCUGUUUUAGUUGUCGAAAAUGCUUGUACUGUGGAAUUGAUUUACAACAACAAAGAUGUAAUUGCAAUUUAUCGGAUGUGCCACAUAAAGAUAAUCGAACUGCUGCGGUCAAAUAUGCGUUUACACGGGUAUUUAAACCAAACUGGAUAAAAGAACAAGCGAAAAAGUCUAAAGCAAUAUUAGGUUCCACGGUUACAAAUGCCGAUAUUCUUUCAGGAUUUGAAUCAUAUGAUCUUACCAUUCCAGAUACUAAUGCUAUUGAA
This is a messenger RNA of Racocetra persica, 306 nucleotides long. The record is from the annotation of a GenBank genome assembly. NCBI's taxonomy places the organism in Eukaryota, Fungi, Glomeromycota, Glomeromycetes, Diversisporales, Gigasporaceae.